UCUAUACUAAUAUAAAAGCAGAGUUUUCUGCAGCAGCCAUUUCCCGCCAAUCAGCCCAGCCUUUAGCCCAAUGGAUUUUGCUUGAUUAUCGUGCACUGGAUUAAGAGAGGGUCUGCAUUUUGGCUCCAACAUCAGCACGAUUUUGAAUUUGAAAUUUGGAGCCCAAAUUUCAGCAGCCAUUUCCCGCCAAUCAGCCCAAUGGAUUUUGCUUGAUUAUCGUGCACUGGAUUAAGAGAGGGUCUGCAUUUUGGCUCCAACAUCAGCACGAUUUUGAAUUUGAAAUUUGGAGCCCAAAUUUCUUUUCAGCCAACUGUUUUCGAAAUUCUAUAAAUACCACUUCAUUAUCUUCUAAUUCUUCACACUUAACUUCUGGGAUUUAACAUUUGUAAUAUCUCUCAUCCUUCUUUUUUCCAAAAAAAUUAUCUGAUUUCGCACUUGCAAUAUUCUUUUGUCUUCUUCGAAAAUUUCUAUAUGUUUCCUUUUGAAUCAUUUCUCUAAUUGCUGCAGAGAGCCUUUCCAUGGAAAGAGUUAUUCCACUUAUAAGUGGCAAUGAGAUGAUUUAUCUGAUUUCGUACUUUAAAGAUUCUCUUGUCUUCUUCAAAAAUCUUCAAAAAUUUCUAUUUGUUUCAUUUUUAAUCAUUUCUCAAUAUUGCUGCAGAGAGCCUUUCCAUGGAAAGAGCUAUUCCACUGAUAAGUGGCAGUGAGAAUGAUGAAUAUUCUUUAUGCUGAUUUUUCAAACUUCACUGCAUUUCGAAAAAUUCUUUUUGUUGUCUAUUUGAAAACUUUUUGUUUGAUUUUCUAUAAUGAAUAUUCUGUAUGCUCAUUUUUCUAUCUUUACUACUUUUCAAAAAUUUCUUUUUCUUUGUCUACUUGAAAACUUUUUGUUUGCUUUUUCAAAAAGAUGUUUGUUUGGAAAUGGCUAAGCUAUUCUGCAAUGACAAAGUUAAAUACAUGAUCAUUUGUACAAAAAUAAAGUACUUUGCGUUAUUGCAGAAAGAAUUUUCAUAAAGUGAUAUGUAAUCAUUUUUUCCAUGUUAGAAUGUUUAUAUGCUAAGAUAUAAUUUUUAGUAUCACAUUUUUAAGGAACCAAAAAAGGAUCUAAUAUUUGUUUAAUUUUUUUAAAUGAUUUUAGAAAAAAGUUGAAGAUGGCUCCCCUGUACACCAAUAUUGAUGCACUGGUGACAAAUAAAACAACUCAAGCCAUAAAAGUGCGCUGUGUGCGAGUGUACAAUAGAUACGUUGCUGGCUCAAAGUCCGAAAUAAUUCGAAUUGAGUGUGUUGUGCAUGAUGAACAGGGAACACGGAUACAAUUGAGUGUGCCAAACAAACUAACCAAAAUGUUUGGAAACAAACUUAAAGAAGGUUUGGUUUAUCAAAUAAUGAAUUUCAUGGUCAAGAGAAAUGGUACGAAGUGGAAGGUGACAGAUCAUGUGCAUCGUCUUGAACUCACGCCAAAAACCAUGAUUUCGGAAGUAUUUCCAAAGUGUUUUCCAAACUAUAAGUUCUCAUUCAAAUCAUUUGAGGAUAUUUCUUCAAUUCAGACUACUGAUUCAGUAGGAAUGUUUGAUGUUAUUGGAGUGAUAGCAGGGAAAGGGUUUGUGAAGAAUGACUCCGAGUCAAAAAUGGUUGAAUUAAAGUUGGAGGAUCAAAACCACAAUCAAAUCUACUGCACUCUAUGGGAGGACUAUGUUGAUAUGUUCCUCAAUCAAGCUGAUGCUGCAGACACAAGGGUUCAGAUUAUUAUUAUUCAGCUUUGUCGCCCUAACUUUUAUCGUGGUGAGAUGCGAGCAUGCACAUCUUACAAUGCUUCUCAGAUUUUUCUAAAUUCUGAUAUUCCCGAAAUAGAAGAUUUUAGGAAGCAGAUCAUUGGGAAUCAGUCAUUUUCAGCCAGGCUUGAAUUAUCAUUUGAAAAAAGUGUUGUUCAAACUGAUGAUUUCUUCAAUGGAAACAUAGUUGUUAAAACGCUCGAUGAUAUUUUCACAGUUGAGUUUCUUUGUUAUGAUUUUUGGCAGGAUGGGGAGCAUUGGAUCUGUGCCAAAAUAGACAAUGUUGACUGUUAUGCACAAUGGUGUUAUAACGCUUGCAGAAAAUGCACAAGAAAAGUGGAAAAGAAAACUGGAAGAUUUUAUUGUGGUAACUGUGACAAAUAUGAUGGAGUAGUUAAUAAGAGGUAUCAACUGAUUUUGAAUGUGGUUGAUUGUACCAAUAAUGCUUCUUUAUUGGUGUGGGAUAAGGAGGCUGUGGCCUUGGUUGGGAAAAAAGCUGUGCAAAUAUCAAUGAAUGACAAAGAGGCAGCUGAUGCCAAGAUUGUUCCAAAGGAGAUUGAUGUAGCUUUGAAUGAACGAGUUGUUAUGUUUAAGAUACAGAUGAGAUCAGAAGCAUCUUUUGUGGAGGAUAAGCCAUACACAGUUACUAAAGUUUGCACUGACCAACUGGUCAUUAAUCAUUUCUGGAAAGAGAACGAUGUUUGUGGGCUUUCUGCGACCCUGGAGGAUUUGUCUGACAAAGGUUAUUUAGAGCAGUGUGAGUCUUUAUCUCAAAUUUCAGAUAUAACAAUGGCUGGAGACCUUGGAAAGGAUUAUGGAGAUGGGAAAAGCACCCCCAUGACUGUUUCACUUGCAGAGUCGCAUGUUUUAUCAAAGAUUUCCCAAAUUACAGAUAUAUCAGCUGCUGAAGAGCUUGGGAAGGAUUAUGGAGAUGGGUUGAGCACCCCCAUGAAUGUUUCACUUGCUGAGGUUUCAAUGUCAGCUUUCGGGAAGGAUGGUGAUGGGAUGAUCACCCCAAAGGGUGAAACAUUAACCCAGAGUGCUGCAUCAUUGAAGAUUAUUAAGGAACCUAAUUGCCAUGAAUUAGUGAAGAGGAAGCUGCUAACUAAGGCUGAUAUUUGUGGGAUGUCUGCAUCUGCAGAGAAUUUGUUUGACAAAGGUUACUUGGAAGAUUGUGAGUCCUUAUCACAUAACACUGAUGUUUCAAUGGCUACAGUUUUUGGGAAGGAUUGUGAAGAUGGGAUGAUCACCCCAAAGAAGGUUACACAGACUGGGAGUGAUGCAUCAUCGAAGAUUAUUAAGGAACCUAAGUGCCAUGAAUCUGUGAAGAGGAAGCUGUUGGAUGAUUUCACAAAUGAAGAAAAUGAUAGGAAGAAGAAGGCGAGAGCUGUGAAAGUGAAGAUUGAAAAGAAUUGACGAAGCAAAUCCUUUUGUUUUUUGAACUGAUCUGUCUAAGGUUCUAAGUAGGAAUGGUCAUCUUAACUGUUAUUUCUAUUACAAACUCUAUGUUGCAGUACUUUUGUUAUGUUAGUUUUGGUUUGAUUGCAAAUAUUGAUGCUUACUUGAGUAAGCAUCAUAUAAUUUGCAGUCAAUAGAUUUAGAUGACCUUAUGUAUGAAUCUAGCAGUUUGUGUUGGUAGUAAUUAUUUUGUUUAAUCUGCAUGACCUUAUGUAUGAAUUUGCCAGUUUGUGUUGGUAGUAACUAUUUAGUUUUAUCUGGUAAA
Messenger RNA from Salvia miltiorrhiza (redroot sage), 3489 nucleotides. RefSeq lists its product as uncharacterized. NCBI's taxonomy places the organism in Eukaryota, Viridiplantae, Streptophyta, Magnoliopsida, Lamiales, Lamiaceae. Gene Ontology annotation, cellular component: nucleus. Gene Ontology annotation, biological process: DNA recombination; DNA repair; DNA replication. Bases 1146 to 3182 code for a protein of 678 amino acids. Gene Ontology annotation, molecular function: DNA binding. The record is from RefSeq and is a predicted model, not a curated record. The transcript is spliced from 12 exons.